CUACCAAUGUUGCGUAAUUGAAAGCCAUAAAGUAGACAUUUUCUUUCUGGCAAUAGAGAGGCGUUAUUUUAAAAAAGAAACGUUGGGACAGUCGAGAGUUCAAAUUUCAAAAAUGUCGAGAAGUGUCAUAGAUAGAGAAGUAAAAGUAGAGUGGGGGGUGGAAGGGGGGGAAGGAGCGAUCCUGACCACUAUAAUCCAACAACCAGUCAAGGGCCAUGACCACGUUGCGACAAGACACAGUACAAAUGAAGCGCAUGCAUGUAUAUUCGGAGCAAAGCAUCUCCCAAAUGCAGCCAAUAUGGAUUCCCACGUUGGUCUCGACUAUAUCGUGGACAAUCCCGAUUACUGCGUCAAGCUCGCCACGGCCUUGGACACCGCGUGUCCCUCGGUCAAGAAGCAAGUGGUAGAAUUGCUUUCGGCACUGUCUGUUUACAGCCAGGAUGGAAGACAGAGAGCGAUCGAUACUCUUCACGAGUAUCAGAAAAGGAAGAACGAACGAUACCGGUUACGAAUCGUGGUGGAGGAGUUGCAGAACGCGGCUACCGAGGAUUAUCGGACCGCGCUAUUGGCAUUCAUAAACUGUUUGGUCAUUUCCACCCCGGUGCUAAAGGAUCGGAUAAGGCUUCGUAACGAGUUCAUUGGCUUGAAGCUCCUACCGAUUUUGAACGAGCUGCGGAAAAGCCACGCGCCGGAUCUGAGAGUGCAACUCGAUGUUUUCGACGAUCAGCGAGAGACCGACGAGGAACUGUCGAAUCACGGACCGCCUGGAAUUGAUCUCUCUUCCCACGUGGACGUCUUCUACGCGAUUCUUGGACAAAUCGCAGACACUCCGCAAGAAAUACCGUUUUUGAGCAUUCUCCAGCAUCUGUUACGGCUGGAUCCGAAAGAUGCUGCCAGCGAUCUAGCAUGGGAUACCGCGGAAACGUUGGUUCACAGAGCAACGCUGUUGGAGAAUCGAGAGGACGCCACCAAAUUGUUACGUUCACCUAGUCUUCAGACGAAUCUUUGCUGUCACUGUCGAGGCGCCGAACAAACGUGCGGAGGUUCGCGGAAGGCCUCGUUACCGGUGAACAAUCCGACAGCACCUCUACCGCCUUUACCACCGCCCCCUCCACCCCCUGCCCCCGUCGAUCCAUCAGGUGCAAGUUCGAAUCAAAGCCGCCUUCUGCCACCACCCCCGCCUCCGCCACUUUUCACCGGCAACGUUACGUACACCGAUGCAUCGAUGGAACCACCGCCAGUGCCACCGCCGUUGCACGCGUUGCCGGUCGCACGCGUGCCCACCCCCGAGCCGGCGAAUAAUCACGCGAGGCUGCUGCCGCAACAGGAAAUACCCACCCCCAAGGCAAAAAUGAAAACGAUCAAUUGGAACAAGAUACCCAAUCACAAGGUGAUUGGGAAGCGCAACAUUUGGUCCCUGGUUGCCGACGAGCAUCAAAAUUCACCGAUGGCGGACAUAGAUUGGGCAGAAAUGGAAGGGUUGUUUUGUCAGCAAGUGCCUCCAGUGUUGCCAGCCACUUCGUGUUCGUCCCAUGGAGGGAACUCGGAUGCUGAGAGACGACGUAGGGAACCAACCGAGAUCGCGCUUCUCGACGGCAAGAGGAGUUUGAACGUGAACAUAUUCUUGAAGCAGUUCCGAAGUUCGAACGAGGAUAUUAUUCGGCUCAUAAAAGACGGCAGUCACGACGAGAUCGGGGCAGAAAAGUUACGCGGCCUUCUGAAGAUUCUGCCGGAGGUAGACGAACUGGAAAUGCUCAAGAGCUUCGACGGUGACAAGUCGAAGCUCGGAAAUGCCGAGAAAUUCUUCCUGCAACUCGUUCAGGUGCCAAAUUACAAACUACGCAUAGAAUGCAUGCUGCUGAAGGAAGAAUUCGCUGCUAACAUGAGCUACCUAGAGCCAAGCAUCAAUUCGAUGAUCCUAGCUGGCGAGGACUUGAUGACGAACAAACCACUUCAGGAGGUGUUGUACAUGGUUCUGGUCGCCGGGAACUUUCUCAACUCGGGCGGUUACGCUGGAAACGCAGCCGGAGUAAAGUUGUCUUCUUUGCAAAAGUUAACCGAGAUUCGAGCGAAUAAGCCGGGAAUGAAUCUCAUACAUUACGUGGCGCUGCAAGCCGAAAGGAAGAGGAAGGAUCUGCUGGAUUUCGCGAAGGGUAUGACAGCACUGGACGCCGCCACAAAGACCACAACGGAGCAAUUAAACAACGAAUUUAACGCACUCGACACAAAGAUCAAAAAGAUCAAGGCACAGAUUAAUUUUCCUUCGACGGAAACCGACAUACAGGAACAGAUGGCACAGUUUUUGCAGAUAGCGGAACAAGAGAUGAGUCAGUUGAAACGAGACACGGAAGAGCUCGAAACGUUGAGGCGUUCGCUCGCCGAGUUUUUCUGCGAGGACAGCAACACUUUCAAGAUCGAGGAAUGCUUCAAGGUGUUGCAUCAAUUUUGUCAGAAAUUCAAUCAAGCAGUCGCGGAGAAUGAGAGACGUAGAAUUCAAGAGGAACAGGUAUUAGCGAGGCGCAAGCAACGAGAAGAACAACUUUUGGCCAAAAAACGAUUACUGACCAGCAAUAACCAACAAUUCGAGGCGCCAAUCUCCGAGUCCGAAUACAAUUUAAUCGGCUACGAUCCUUUCGAUUUUGCCAGCGGUUUACCUCAAAGGAAUUACAGUCGCGCCGACGCCAAGAUCAAAAGACUGCAAAAUGGAGGCGUUACUUCCGACGAAGAUGUCUCGAUAACCGGAUCGCCCAGUAUCCGACGACGUUUAGGUUCUUGUUCCGGUGGAAUUGCCGACCAGCAAUCUACCAAAGAAGAAACGUACUCACCAGACGUCACACCGAAUGGCACCCUCCGGCGUCGAAGAAGUCGGAUACCAAGCGAGGAUGACGACGGUAAUCUAAUGGAUUUCUUGAGAACGUCGGGACAAGACGGCACUCGCGAGAGAAAAUCAUGGGGUAGCCUAGAUCGUUCGUGGGCAAGAAGAGCACGCGGUCAUUCUCGCCGAAGCGAUCUACUGAACGCCGACUUCUCGAUUGAUCGCGAGAGGCCAAGCUCCCCGUCGCCUUUGAUUGAGAGCAAACCUUUCUUGCACGAGGAAGAAACGAAACCUGCUGGGAAAGCGUGGCGGCAAAAGAUCGAGGCAUGGUUGUCGGAGAACGAGAAGGAAGACCGUGCGGGUGAGGAGCUUCAGAGGAAAGCGAAACAGUUGCACAAUGCGAAUCGACGCUCCUACGAAGACUCUGAGAACGAAGGCAAGAUGAAUACACAGAUCGAAGGUGGUUCCAUUCAAGAGACAUACUCGGAAGUUUACGACUGGCGUCCGUCCGUGGAAAAGACAGAUGUAAUGCGUACGAUGGAGGCUAUCGAAGAAGCGGAGACGCAUCCAUCGCAAAAGGACAAAUCCCCUUGGCGAAAGUCGAGCCUAAACGUACCAAACAGCAUGGAAGAGACUGAUCCCCGUUACUCCCGUAGAUUAAGAUCGAGGCUCAGCACAGAGAACGUAUUAACCUCUAGCACCUUGCAGUCAAUCAAAGAGGAGGAGAGAAAGAAGAAUAAAGCCGCCGACACCGUGAGUCCAGGCUCGCAGGACGAAUUGACGAUUUAUCUACGGCAACCUUACGGCGAUUCACAACCUGCCGGGCCGCGGAGAUUUUCGAAGCUGAAGAGAGGCGUCGACGAAGAGAAGAUCGACAAGAUAGAGAUCGAUUCCGACAAUAUAGAAACACCGCCGGCAACCAGGAAGCUAUUCAGCCCGUCGAAAGAGGUGAAGCCGGUUGAGAAAGAGCCGUGUAAAAGGGAGCGUUGCAGCAGCUCCUUCCAAAACAGGGAUUUUAAAAGUCCGAUGCCGAAGAACGCAAGCAACAACGCCGACUUCGGAAUAGGUAAUUUUGAUCGUUAUUCGGCGGCGAGGAGAACGCGAAGAUACAAAAAGAAUCAAGACACGGCGGAGAAAGAUGCGAAACAGGAGUCAACGAUCGACGUCGAGCUGGAAGGGAAACCACCAGUGGCUGAACGUCCGCGCACGUUGCCACUGUCGGAGGAGGAGCGCAACGAAAACUCUGAUUGGCAAGAUAAAUCGAAGCGGCAGGCAGAAUCGUCGGCAUCGUUCGAUAUCGAUACGGCGUUGGCAGAGAUCGCUCGUUCCGGCGAGGACCUUCAACGAUUGUCGCGGCCACUGGCGCACCGAAACUCGAGAUUACCAAUAAGUCAACCAUCGGCCGUGGUUGCCGUGACCAACACGGUCCUCAGCCCGGUGAUGCACGAGUCUCGACCACGGGACACCUCGUUAACCGUCCUCCCGGAAAGAGCAGUGACCAGUCGCGAACGACAGAGAAGCAUGAUCGACCCUAGUCAAGUGAAAGAAGCGAUCAGAUUGACCAACAAUCCACCGAGUCAAGUGAACGAUUGUCAAAACGUCUCGGUGUCACGGCCGCGAAAUCAAUCCCGAUCUUGCGGAACGACGAACGAAUCUGCGAACGACGAAAUCGAUCUGGCCAACAGCGACUCGAGUCGUUGCCAGGGGAACAAGCCCAACGCCGAGAUCUAUCGCGAGAAAUCUCGGCGAGAAGACUCGACGCUGCAGAACCACCAAAGCAAGAUACAACCCGUGCGAUUUAACACGGGCGGCUCGGUGUUUCAUUCCGGGUUCGCGCCGCCUGAUAUAAACGUCACCAACACUAGUUCCAACACCUCUUGCUCUUUGCUACAGCCCACCGGGAAGUCACGAGACCAAGAGAUGAACGACGAAGGUUUCGAGGAAACGCAAAGCUUAGUCUCGGAGACCCUCAGCCAGGAGACGUCCUCCGGAAAUUACGAGACGGACACUCACGACUCGACGCGAUGCUCACCGGCCGAGUUACGUUACUCCGAGACCGACAAUCAGCUUCCGGUUCGCGAGCAUGUCCAAGCAGCUGGCCACGAUUCCAGAAAGUCGAUACGAGGUACGACGACGAAAACGAUGUCGUCGCCGUCGCCGUCGCCGUCGCCGUCGAUGUCGAUCGCGAAGGGAUUCGAGAAACGAGCGAGCUCGACGAAACGCGCCACCGAGAAAUCCAGCUUCCUUCCGAAACGAACGAACGCUUUGAAGCGAGACGUUGCUGCCAGAAAGGCGGCGGAGUCGAUGCAACGAAAUUCCAGUCUAACGUACCAGUUGAACAACCAUCAGCCGAGGAACGAAGUGGAACGUUCAGGAUCGAGGAGCAGCCUUCGUAGCUCGCGGAGUUCUUUGAACAGCGCCACGUCGGUGAACACCGUGCGAAACUUAGUCCCGAAUCACGCGCCUCUUCGUACUUACACGUCGGCGAUUUGCGCGUUGACCAACGAUCUGCGAAAGAGCCCGUCGCACAGCUCGUUACCACCGAAAGCAAACGAGAAACGACGAACGAAUCCACGAGCGACGGUCACCAGAAUACCCGCCAGCAGAAGUAGCAGCAGCGGGAGCAGCGUGGGUCCGACCGCGAGAACAGUUCGUAAGUCCCUCGGGUCAACCAACGAUGUGCAAAAAGGGAUUAAAGGACGGGCAAUCUCUUCGCGUAGUAGCAGCAGCGGAAGCGGCAGUAGCAUGGGACCACAAUCGUUGCCGUUAAAUCGUGUAAACGUUGAAAAGGGUUCGUCGUCGACUACCAAAAGUAAGUUAAUUCAUCCACGAACCGGAACCAGAAGUCACAGUUUCAUGAGACCGACCGCCGCAAGUGUGAAUAAAGGUUCCAUCCCUAAUCUACCAAGAAGUAUCAAAAAUUUGGUUAAGUAAUGACUCUGUGAAAAAUGUUCAUCGACACAUGUACUACGUAUAUUAAUAACUAUUGGCAAUACUGUAUAUAUACUACUUGUCUGAAUUUUCGUAACGUUAAAUGGUUCUUUUUGGCACAAAACAGUAAAGAGAUCGUUCGCGAAUGAUAACAUUUUAAGCUCGAUUCACGUUUCAGCCAGUUUUUAAUACCAUUAUGACAUAUCGAUGUGAAGGAUUGAAAAGUAGUAACUUAAUAUUUACGAUAUAUAGUUUUGUACUAAAAUACAAUUACUGCAACGUUGAAAAUUCAAAGAAACGAGGACUAUUGUAAAGUAAUCUAUACACAUAUCGCCAACCGUUGAAUGGAAAACACAAUAUAUAUGGCAUUACGCUUUGCAGAAGUCUCUGCAUCAUGAAAACUGUAUUUGCUGGUAUGUAAGUAAAUGUUCAUUAAAUGUAAAUUCGUGUAUCGCGUGAAAUCGUUUGUAAUUUGAGUACGAAUUGUCGAAUUACGAACAACGAGAUAAUGCAAGAAAUAACUUAUAUCGUCUGUAUCGGCCAUCUACGUUAGCUAAUUGUACGGAAUAAUUAUUUUCAGUCUUUUUGAAUACAAUUACACGAACAUGUACCAUAGGAGGUCACUAAUAAUUAAUUUAACUCGCGCAAUACACGCGCGAGUGUCAUUGAUAACAAAAAGCAAAUAAAUAUUAUGUAACUCUGUUCAAAAAAAGAAGAUUUUUAAUACCGAAACACAAAACGUCAUUCGUAUAGUGUUCGAAAUCGCCUUAUUCUUCGUAGAUGAUGCACGAAGAUGUAGGGGAACAUUCAAACAACUAAAUAAUCCAAGAAUAAGACGAUUUCAAAAUCAACGCGCACACAAUUAAACAUAAGGAAGUAUUACGAUAUAUCCGGUAUAUAUAAUAUAUAAGUAUACAUAUAUCCGGAAUUGAAGAAACAAAAAUUACUUACAGCAUUAAUCAUUUCAUGAUCGGCAAUGAAAGAAUUAUAAAAGAUUUCGAUAAUAUUUAAACAUCAGUUUGUUGCAUCUUCUUAAGAACGAUCACGGAAACCAAAGGAGACCGGUCCUUUCGGCGCGAGGAUAAAUUCAAAUUGUAACUCAA
Frieseomelitta varia is the source of this 6849-nucleotide messenger RNA. RefSeq lists its product as uncharacterized. The transcript is spliced from 27 exons. NCBI's taxonomy places the organism in Eukaryota, Metazoa, Arthropoda, Insecta, Hymenoptera, Apidae. Gene Ontology annotation, molecular function: actin binding. Gene Ontology annotation, biological process: cellular component organization. The record is from RefSeq and is a predicted model, not a curated record. Bases 113 to 5749 code for a protein of 1878 amino acids.